CUGGCUUCUAGCGCAUGCGCAAAUGUACUUCAAGCCAAGCAAAAAGACGAGGUCGUUCGGAGAAUUUUGGAAUUGACGAUCUUAAAGUCAUAUGAUUGACAGCAAAUAUAGCAACACUUAUCUCAAGUCGCGUUUCCCAAAGCCACGAAACGUGCAUUGAGUUUGGAGCGAUAUCUGAAGUGAAGAUUGAAGACGUGAUAGAAGAUGGACGACUACUGCUAUGCUAAGAUGGCGACGUCAUGUCAAAGAGAACAUUCCAGCAAAUCACCAACGGAGAUAAAGACGGAAGAUGAAGACGUCCAGCAGCUGAUGGGUAAUCCAGAAGAAGUUUCCCCUCAGUCAGGGGGGAGCUCCACUUUGAAGCAGGAGACUCCACAACCACCCUGCAUUAAAAAGGAAGAGGAGGAACUCUGCAUCACUCAGGAGGGAGAGUGUCUUCUAGGACGAGAGGAAGCUGAUUACACCAAGUUUCCACUGACUAUUGUCUCUGUGAAGACUGAAGAGAAACCAGACGACGUUGAAGAACCUUUGAGCAGCGAUACAGACUGUGAAGACGUCCAGCAGCUGAUGGGUAAUUCAGAAGAAGUUCCCCCUCAGUCAGGGGGGAGCUCCACUUUGAAGCAGGAGACUCCACAACCACUCUGCAUUAAAAAGGAAGAGGAGGAACUCUGCAUCACUCAGGAGGGAGAGUGUCUUCUAGGACGAGAGGAAGCUGAUUACACCAAGUUUCCACUGACUAUUAUCUCUGUGAAGACUGAAGAUGAUGAAGAGAAACCACAAGUAGACAAGCUCUUAGCUCCACUAUCAGAUAGUGAGGAUGAAGACGAGGUUGAAGAACCUUUGAGCAGCGAUACAGACUGUGAAGGUGAUAUGAGGACUCACACUGACAACAAACACUCUGAAUGCUCUGCAAAGAAGAGAGGUAAAACAUGUUUGAGCUGCUCAGUUUGUGCUGAAAGUUUUACUAACAAAAGCAAUUUAAAUCAACACAUGAAAACACACACAGGUGAAAAAACAUUUAUCUGUUCAGUUUGUGGCAAAAGCUUUUCUCAAAAAAACAAUUUCACUAAACACAUGAGAACACACACUGGUGAAAAACCAUUUAGUUGUUCAGUUUGUGGCAAAAGCUUUUCUCAAAAUAGCAAUUUGACUGAACACAUGAGAACACACACUGGUGAAAAACCAUUUAGUUGUUCAGUUUGUGGCAAAAGCUUUUCUCAAAAUGGCAAUUUGACUGAACACAUGAGAACACACACUGGUGAAAAACCAUUUAGUUGUUCAGUUUGUGGCAAAAGCUUUUCUCAAAAUAGCAAUUUGACUGAACACAUGAGAACACACACAGGUGUAAAGCCAUUCAGUUGUUCAGUUUGUGGCAAAAACUAUUCUCAAAAUGGCAAUUUGACUAAACACAUGAGAACACACACAGGGGAUGAACCAUUCAAUUGUUCAGUUUGUGAUAAAAGAUAUUCUGUUAAGUGGUAUUUGACUGGACACAUGAGAACACACACUGGUGAAAAACCAUUUAGUUGUUCUGUUUGUGGCAAAAGCUUUUCUCAAAAUAGCAAUUUGACUGAACACAUGAGAACACACACUGGUGAAAAACCAUUUAGUUGUUCAGUUUGUGGUAAACGCUUUUCUCGAAAUAGCAAUUUGACUGAACACAUGAGAACACACACUGGUGAAAAACCAUUUAGUUGUUCAGUUUGUGGCAAAAGCUUUUCUCAAAAUGGCAAGUUGACUAAACACAUGAGAACACACACAGGUGAAAAAACUUUUAGAUGUUCAGUUUGUGGCGUAAGCUUUUCAACUAAGAGCAAUUUGACUGGACACAUGAGAACACACACAGGUGAAAAACCAUUUGAUUGUUCAGUUUGCGGCAAAAGCUUUUCUUUUAAUUACACUUUGACUAAACACAUGAGAACACAUACGGGUAAAAAACCAUUUAAGUGUUCAGUUUGUGGCAAAAGUUUUUCUCAAAAUAGCCAUUUGACUGAACACAUGAGAACACACACAGGAGAUAAACCAUUUAAUUGUUCAGUUUGUGCUGAAAGAUUUUAUGUUAAGUGGUAUUUGACUCAACACAUGAGAACACACACUGGUGAAAAACCAUUUAGUUGUUCAGUUUGUGGCAAAAGCUUUUCUAUAAAAAGUAAUCUGACUGGACACAUGAGAACACACACAGGUGAAAAAACAUUUUAUUGUUCAGUUUGUGACAAAAGCUUUUCUCAAAGUGGCUGUUUGACUAAACACAUGAGAACACACACAGGUGUAAAACCAUUUAACUGUUCGAUUUGUGGCAGAAACUUUUCUAUUAAGAACCGUUUGACUGAACACAUGAGAACACACACAGGUGAAAAACCAUUUAGUUGUUCAGUGUGCUGUAAAAGGUUCACAAAAAAAGCAACCGCAGUGCAACACAUGAGAACACACAAGGGAAAAUAAGCAAUUAGCUGUUUAGUUUGUGGUAUGUUGCUCAUAUGUGGCGACAUCCACCCUACCCAGGACCUCCUCACUGCUUCUUUCACAAAUAUCUGAGGUAUUCAUACAAACUUGGAUUGUUUGGAGCAUAAUCUUAUCCACUCAUGACCUCAUGUCUUCUCUGUAUCUGAAACCUUCCUGAACAGUAAGAUAGAUGAUGCUUCAAGUGCUUGGUUACUCCUUCUUCAGUCCAGGGACCUGGGGCCUCAUGUGUUAGGUUUGUGUACAAGGUCAAAAACCUGCACUACACCCUUUUUCACUGCAAAGUUGAGAUGUAUCAAAACUGACAUUUACGCAUAACUGAUGCUGGGUAACUGUUUGCAUAAAAAAAACUGCCAAAGUUUACUCCUCAGACUGAUUGAAGUGCAAAUUAGAGACGUAUGAAUAAUUAACCCCCAACACCCACAACCCAACCCCCACCUCCCUCGACAUCCGGGCAUAACAGGUUCAAUCCGGCCCGCGAGAUGAGUGUGCGAAGUGUAAAAGUCAGCUGUAUUUCUUUAUGAAAGAAACUGCUGUACUUAUUGUGUCCACUGGAUGUCGCAAUAGCAAUUCUGUUAGGCAAGCAAAUAGCAUAGCAAGUAUACCAAGCAAGAGGUACACGGUAAAGCGGGGCUGUGACUCCUCCCCCUCCACCCAACGUAAAAGAGGAGUAAAAUAAUCAAUCAGUAACCCCACUUCAAAUGCAGCAUGAGACACUGCACACUGAUAUAGUUCUGUGAAAAUGAUUGUCUUCUGUGCAAAUGUAAAGAAAGUGAACAGUGUGUGAUUUACUGCAAUACUGUCAGUCUUUCAACUUUUUAUUCGUGCUUUGUUGAAAUUGUUCACACAUUGCACUGCUUUUAUUUUUCUAUCAAUACACAUUAUGUCUAGUAUAGUCGUAAGUAACUCAACACUCUUGAAUAGUUUCUACCUCAGUGUGUAUGGUUUGUUGAGUUAGCACAGGAUUAAUAUGCGGAAAUCAUAAAUGAGGUAGUUGAUACAUAGAAUAGUUUUUAUUCAUUUUUCUUUUGGUUUUCUCGAUGGGUUUUGACUUAAAGUUUAGUUGCUUUAAUUAACUAAAGCACAAUUUUUUAGAUUAACUGUGUUUUUCAAGGUGUCUUUAAAAUUGUACCUUUUUUAUUCUUCCUGUAAAUGUUUAACUAACUUGAGGUGUUUUGUCAAGAGGAUUAUUUGUGAUAUGUACAUUUUCAGAAUGUGCUUGUUCUAUUUUGGGCCGAAAUAAAAUGAAGAAAACAAUCUGAAGUGAGCUAAAAUGAGUUUGACAGCCCUGCUGUAAUCUGACUCAUGUGAGCAGGUUACUGUAUAAACACAUUUUGUUAUAAGUUAUAAAAAAGUGUUCAGUUCUCAGAGACACAUCAAUGUCAGGCUGACAAUCGCUCUUCCGCUUUCUCCAAACACGAGAACAAAGCAGCUCCUGCUGACUUGUGAUUGGUCAGACCGUGCCGAUCUUAAUCACAUGGCUAAUUGCAAUAUAAUAAAUUGCGAUGUAACACAAUUGAAUAUCUUAUAUGCUCAGACAGUAAUGUGUUUAUAUAAGUUUAGAUUGUGUUAUGAUGUUUGUAAUGGGGAAAGACGUUAAUGUGUCUUGUUUUCAUGUUUGCAUUUAAGAUAGUUGACAUUUGUUAACUGGUGAUUAGUGAUGUUAAGUGCCUAAGAUGGUAGUUAUUGAUUAGCAGUGCGAUGAGGGCUUUCUGCUGCUGAGUGAUUAGCACUACAGUUAGAGCCACCUAUCGCCAGGUAGAAAUGAGCAGUUUCACCAACAUUUUGACGUGAAACCAUAUUACUAACUGUCUGCUGUUUUACAGGAUU
This is a messenger RNA of Nerophis ophidion (straightnose pipefish), 4290 nucleotides long. Its product is annotated as gastrula zinc finger protein XlCGF57.1-like. Lineage: Eukaryota; Metazoa; Chordata; Actinopteri; Syngnathiformes; Syngnathidae. The transcript has 3 exons. The record is from RefSeq and is a predicted model, not a curated record. Bases 205 to 2442 code for a protein of 745 amino acids. Gene Ontology annotation, biological process: regulation of transcription by RNA polymerase II. Gene Ontology annotation, molecular function: RNA polymerase II cis-regulatory region sequence-specific DNA binding; DNA-binding transcription factor activity, RNA polymerase II-specific.